AUGCAGGGAGAACGAGACGGACAAACAUUAUCACCGUCUCCAUCCAUGCUAACCGAUGAGACAACUAAAAAUGAUAAUAAUUCAACAUCAACAUCCUCCUCGAACAAUUCAUCAACUGAGCUAGCAUACCUUCCUAUUGGCUGUUCAGUGAGUGCAAAAUAUCGAGGAGCAUUCUGUUCAGCACAAGUAAAAACAAUUGAAAAACAAGUUAAACUGAAAGUCACAUUAGUUGAUAGUGGUGAUACAAUAACAAUAUCUGAAGAACAAAUAGUUCAUUCUGUUCCAUUACGUAUUGGUAAUACUGUAACAAUACGUUUAGCAUCAUCGAAUCGACGUCAAUCAAAUGAUUCAAAUUCUAAUCAUCAUUAUUCACGUAGCGGUUUAGCUGCCUUUAUUAAUCCAACAAAUCCCGAUGAAAAACAAGCUACUAUCAAACAAAUUAUUGAUAAUAGCAUUUAUACAGUUAUAUUUAAUGAUGGUGACGAAAGAUCUCUAAGACGUUCGUCACUAUGUUUACAAGGUAUUCGUUUAUAUCAAACACAAUAUGGACAACAAAAAAUCCUAGAAGAAAUUCCCACUUCAACAUCACCACCACCAACCAUACAAGCACCAUCGGCAUCGACACCCUCAUUAGUUACGUCGAAUGAUACAACAAAUACGAAUGCAAAUGAUAUAACAUCGAUUGUAGCUGUUAAACGACAUGGAAAUUCUGAUCAACAAGCUUUUCCAGCGUUGAUACUUAAACGUAAAGCAUUGGCCGAUUAUAUGUGGGUACGAAGUUUUGUUGAUGGAAGAGAAUAUAUUGUUCAUACACGUGAUGAUGCGCAUCCGUAUCAUAACAAUUCUGAUAUUCAAGCAUUGUGUCGUUCAACAUCAAAACAAGCAACACAAGCUUGUGAAAAAUUUAUUAAAUACAAUCAUAUACCAGCUGUAUGGCAUAAGAAAAAAAAGAAGCAACAAAAAUCCGAUGAUAAAAAUUCGCAAAGUGAUGCUGAAAGUAUCAGUGAAAGUGAUUCGAGUUCAAGUGAAUCAGAAGAUGAUGAUGAAAUUGACGAAGAAACAACAGAAGAAAAAGAUUCAUUUGUAGCUCAAUUAUUUGCUUUUAUGGACGAUAGAGGUACGCCAAUAAACAAUAUUCCAAAAGUUCAAAAUUAUGAUCUUGAUCUUCAUCGAUUGUUUAAAAUCGUUCGCAUGUUAGGUGGUUACAAUAAGGUAACAAAAAAUGAUCAAUGGAGUAAAGUUCAUAUAAAGAUGGGUCUACCCGAUGAACUAUCAUCGGAAAAUGGUCGAUCAAUUGAACAUGCAUAUAAAAAAUAUUUAUUUGCUUAUGAAGAUUUAUCGAAAAAAUUAGGUUCAAUGAAUGCACCAAGUGCAUACUUCGGUGGUCGCACAAGUUUAGGUAGUGAUUCACGACGAAGUUUAAUACGUGUACGACAACAACAACAUGAAGAAGAAAAAAAUCAAAAGAAAAUCACUAAAACUAAACCAUCACCUGCGGCUGUUAAACAAAGAUCUCGUAAAAGUGAUGAAUCUCGACCAUCUACUGAUACUAAACCAGUACCACCGCCUACAAAAAAAUCUGCACCAAAACCUUCGGCAAUUCCAGUUCGAAAAGGGCCGAAUAAAAUGAAAUCUGCCAAUAUUCUUUCAUCGAGUACAUCCGAAUCUGAAAGUGAAUCUGACAGUGAUUCGUCCGACAAUGAAUCGAAUCACUCUUCAUCAUCAGCUUACAAUAAAACAAAAGCUAAACCUAUUGCUACAACGCAACAAAAAAAACCAGCAAUAUCAUCAUCAGCAAUUCCGAAAAAAGUUAAUCAAAUAUCAUCAUCAACAGCGAUUAAACCGGACGUUAAAAAAGUUUCAACAAAUAAUAAACCGACCGUAUCAUCAGCAAACGAUAGUAAACAAUCGAAAUUAACAAUAACAAUACCAAUAGCAAAAUCAAAAACAGCACCGUCUACAAAUGUACAACAAGUUAAAAAAACAAAUGUUAUUUCGUCAGCAAAAGAUGAAAAGAAAAAAGUUUCCGACACGAAAUCUGUGCCAAUAAAAACUGAACCUAAAACAAUAGUAUCAUCAUCGUCGUCAUCAUUGAAUAAAAAAACUGUUAUUUCAACUCAAAAAACUUCACAAUUAACAAAAGCAAAUCAAAAACAAUCAUCCAAUUCAACAACUGUUAAUAAACCAUCAUCGACUGUAUUACCAUUUAAACCUAAGACAGUUCAAUCACAAACAUCAACAAACAAUAAUAAUAAUAAUAAUAAUAACACAAAAGAACGAUCGGGACUUACAAAGCCGACAUCAUCAUCUGUUGAAUCACGCCAAAUAAAACAAUCAAAAAUAAAUUCAUCAUCAGUUAAAGCUAUUUCACAAGAACGAUCAUUAUCAGCACCUGUUAAGAAAACCAAACCAACUAUCAACGAAGAAACUAUUACAAAACCUAUUUCAUCAGCAGCAUCGAUGAAAAUUCCGAAAAUAUCUGCAAAUAAUGAUUCAAUGAAAAAAUCAACAGCUACAUUGGAUAAAAUUCCUAAAAAACAAGUAUCAAAAGAAACGACAGUUAAAGUAACAAAAACGCAAGAUAAUACACCGUUAAACAAAUCUAAUCAUGAUCAACCAACAAAAGCUCAUUCACCAUCUCCAACUCGGCCAGUAGUACCUGAACCACUAAAACCGACCGUUGUCCGUGAUCCAUCUCCACUGCCUUUAACACCAGUAUCACCAUCGCCAUCGCAUCGAAAUUCAUUAUCUUCAAUUAGUGAUGAACCAAUAACAUCAACCAUUUUACCAAAUUCAAUUAGCUCUCUACAAAGCAUAAGCUCUUCGAAUGAAACAACACCCGAAAUCAAACCAAUUGAAACAUCUUUACUAGUUCAAUCAAUAUCGAUUCUAUCAACGAAAGAAUCUACUGACAAUGAAAUGCCUUCAUUAAAUCCAAACAAACGUCCACAUUCGGAUGAAACCUCUGAACUGAUCAAUAUAUCUGACAUUUCUGAACCAUUAACUCCAUCCAAACGACUUCGCCGUUCAAUAUCAUCGCAAGAAAGUAUUGAAACAUUCAGUACUGAUCAGCCAUCAUUAAUUGAUUAUAUAUCUGCCAAUCGUAAUACUCAAUUAACCUAUGAAGAUAUUUCUAUCAAUGAUGUAUUACUUGUAACAUGGGGUACUCAAGGUACAAAACAAUAUCCAGCAAGAUGUAUUGAAAAAAAUGAUGAAAAAAAAGAACUAUUAGUUCAUUACACCGGAUGGAAUUCUCGUCAUGACGAAUGGAUUAAAUUGGAUCGUGUUAUUGAACGUAAGGAUUCAACAAAUGCAAAUACAGUUUUUCAACAACGUCCACGUCGAACAAGUCAAAUAAAUAGUGUACGACAACAUCUUGAUUCAACAAAUUCUACAAAUUCAAUUGAACAAAACAAUCAACCACAAAUCACAAACUCAUUAAUUGUUGAUAUCAGUUCAUCAUCUGCAACCAUUGAUGAUGACGAACAAAAUAAAAUUCAAAAAACAAUUUCAAUCGAAAAACCUAAAAUUGAAGAAUCUGAUAUUGAUGAUAAUAGUCAAGGGCAAAGCGAAAUGUGGAAUCAUGUCGAAACAAUAUCAUCAACAGAAGAUGAUGCGCUUUCAUGUUCAUCGACUACUACACGUGCAAAUCAAUUAGAUUUAAAUGCAUUACCUAUUGAAGAAAUAGCAAAUAUCCGAAGAAGUAUAUCAACGACGAAUAAUGAAAAUAAUCUUUCAACUAAUAGUGAAUUUGAAUCACCUGAUGAAAUUGAUAAUGAAACAGAAUCAACACGUGACGAUGAUCAGAUUCAAUCGAUUAUUCCAAAACGAAGACAAUCAAGAGCAGCAUCAUCAGCUAAUAAAGUUGAUCCAACACUAAAUUUAAAAGUUGAACAAAUCGAAGAAAUACCUCCGUUAUCAUCCGACAUCCAUGAACAUUCACAUCAAUAUCCAUUAUAUGUGAAAGAAGAAACUAUUGAUAGUACAUCCGUUGAUCCUCAAUCAUUUCAACCACCGCCGUUACCGCCGCCAACAUCUCUUCUCAUCGACUCUAUCCUUCCGUCAACAAAUAUAUUACCAUCACCUCCAGCAACAGCUACUGGCAAUCGUCGUGCUUCUGUACGUCAACAAAAACGACGUUCACUACGUGAACCAAGUAGUACCAAAGAUUCAUCUUUAUCAGCAAAGAAAAAGAAAUUAGAUAAUGGAAAUAUCAUUAAUACAGAUAUGGGAACAGAUUAUAUGUCUAAUAUUGAUCAAACAUCAACAAGAUCAAAUUCAACUGACCAACAGUUUACAGAAAGUACAACUGGUAAACGGUAUCGACCCCCAGUAAGAAGAGGUGGGAAGAGAUCUGCUAAUCAACAAGAAUACGAAAAUGAAGAUUACCGUUCAAAUUCGCCAUCAAAUAUAACCAUGCGUCAACAAUUAAAAGAUAUGUUUAAGCAUAGACCAAGCCGUUAUAAUUUUCUUGAUCUUAAUAAUAAUUUAGCUGGUGAUGAGCGUAUAACGCAUUUAAAAGAUCGUAUGCGCGAAUGUCAAAAAGUGUUUUUUAAUCUUAAAAGUGCAUUGGUAAAAAUUGAAAAACAACGUAAAAUAUUUGUUCGAAAACAAAAACCAAUUAUAUCUACAACACCGACAAUUAUUCAAACAUCAACUACUGAAAUUUUGGGAACAACAACGUGUACAUAA
Molecule: messenger RNA, 4692 nt
Organism: Rotaria socialis
Lineage: Eukaryota; Metazoa; Rotifera; Eurotatoria; Philodinida; Philodinidae
Source: the annotation of a GenBank genome assembly